AUGCCACGUCCUAAUAAAAGAAAACAGCAAAUAAGCGCAUUGGCCAGAAAACAAGGUCGUUAUACACCGCAAGGAAUGGUGCAAGAAGUAGAAAUGAUGGAUGAUGAAAUAUUACUAAUGGAAGUAAUGGAAGAUGAAGUUAUACAGGAAACUCCUAUAAUGCAAAAAGAGACUGCUGAAUUAAAGC
Messenger RNA from Racocetra persica, 187 nucleotides. NCBI's taxonomy places the organism in Eukaryota, Fungi, Glomeromycota, Glomeromycetes, Diversisporales, Gigasporaceae. The record is from the annotation of a GenBank genome assembly.